This is a messenger RNA of Prosopis cineraria, 2186 nucleotides long. RefSeq lists its product as uncharacterized. Lineage: Eukaryota; Viridiplantae; Streptophyta; Magnoliopsida; Fabales; Fabaceae. The transcript has 3 exons. The coding region runs from base 822 to 1985 and encodes 387 amino acids. The record is from RefSeq and is a predicted model, not a curated record.
GUCCGCAUCACCCACGCCUCAGGUGUUCCUGUACGACAGGGGCAGUUUCGGUUAUCUAUAUUGCAGGUCACAACUCACAGCCUUUGUGGCGCCACCUGCUAUCGACACGUACUACCAUACCCUGGGUCUUGGAAUCUGCCACGUAGGAUUCACCCGUGGCCACUUCGCCUGCUCAUGCUUUUCCCACUCUUCGCCUGUUCGUUCCCUUCAAAUACUCCACGCCCGCUGAUCGGUUCCUUAUCUUCGCCUUGCAAACAAGCAUCCCCGCACCCGGACAAAACUGACGCUCACGUUUCCAUGUCCGGUGACUCGUCGGACGUUACCUUUGGCGAGUUCGCGGAAAUGGAGGACCUUCACGUCGCUUUUUCCCCUGAUUUUCUGAGGAUUCGCCUGACUUAAUGCCGUCGCUUAUUUCGGAGUUCUUGCCGUGUUUGGUAGAAGAACUAAGCAAAAGCGACUUUACUUGGCAGAGUUUUCAAGUUAUUCCGAGCCAUCUCCUGCAAAACCGAGGUCUAUUAAAACUAUAUAAUAAUCGGAGAAGUUAAAAGGGAACUGUUCUAGUUUGUGCGUCCCGAGUUGCCUAUGCGGUGCAUUGAUUUUUUUUUUUUUUUGGUUCCUGUUGAUUUUCUGUGAAUGAUUUGGUUUAGCUCUUCGUCCUAAAAUUUUGAACUAGUAUGCGGAGAAUCGAGGUAGUUUUACUGUGUUUGAGAGAUUCGAUUAGCUUUUGGUAGUUGUGUAAUUUGACUCCCGAGUAAUUGAAAAUUCAGUUCGGGGUUUGCAAAUGGAAUAGUGGAAUUCAGAGACUCUAAGACUCUCGAGUCAUGCCAAUGAAAAUUCAGCCGAUCGAUCCUCAGAUACAUGCAGAGGGGACUAGGCCUGAGCAGGCUAAGCCCAUCGUCAAAUCGCGAUUGAAGAGACUCUUUGAGCGCCAGUUCCACGGUGUUCUGAGAAAUUCUGCGGCAGAAAAGGUCGGCGGCGAGGAGCUGCAUUCGGCUAAAGAUGUGCUAAACGAUUCCAAUGAUUUUGAACCGAGUUCGGUGUGUUUGGCGAAGAUGGUGCAGAAUUUCAUCGAGGAAAAUCAAGAGAAGCAAUCCUCUCUCGUCAGGUGUGGACGAAACCGCUGCAACUGCUUCCAUGGAAACGGUGAUGACAGCUCUGACGAUGAAUCCGACGUAUUCGGUGGUUUUGGUGACUCCAACUAUUCUUUGACUGCAGAAGCGGUUGAAAUUCUGAAGGGUCUGGUGGCUUGUGCAAGUGUGUGUGAAAGGAAUUUGCUAGCGGACACUGCUAAGAUAGUCGAGAAGAAUAAGAUUUGCAAGCGUAAAGACGAUUUUUGCCGAAAGCUUGUAAUUGAUGGGUUGUUGGCUAUCGGAUAUGACGCGUCAAUCUGCAAAUCUCGCUGGGAAAAUUCUCCCUUCUGUCCUGCCGGUGAAUAUGAAUACAUUGAUGUAAUCGUCGAGGGCGAGCGGGUGCUUAUAGACAUUGAUUUCAGAUCAGAAUUUGAAAUUGCUCGAUCAACGAAGACGUACAAGACGAUUCUUCACACUCUGCCCUGCAUUUACGUGGGCAAGUCCGAUCGGUUGCAGAGCAUAAUAGGAAUCGUAUCGGAGGCCGCCAAACAGAGUCUGAAGAAGAAGGGCAUGCACAUCCCGCCAUGGAGGAAAGCCGAAUACGUUAAAGCAAAAUGGCUCUCUCCUUACACGCGAACCACACCCACUAAGCUUGAGUCGCACGAAAUGAAGGAAACAUCGGAAAAGCAUCCACCUUUAAUUGGAAGCAGCGAGUUUGGGCAGAGUAACAGGGAAGGAAAAUCUGCUGAUGAUGAGGAGUGUUGUGGUUCCGUGUUUUCUUUGUCUGAGGGUUCUGGGAAAGACGAUAAGGCCACGGCAGAGACAGCUUGGAAACCUCCGGCGCUGAAGCCCAAGAGCAUCCAGUCAGGGGCUAAGAUCGUCACUGGCUUGGCAGCAGUCUUGGAUAACCCUUAGAACCAUGAACCAUGAAGUUUUGUUUUUGUUUUUUUUUUUUUUUUUUUGGCUUUUCUCGGCGUCUUUUUGCCAAGAUGAGAGCUCAAAAUGAUAUAGAUGUAACAGUUCUAUCCCUUCUCUUUUUUAUGUAAAGGGAUGAAUUUACUUUACUGAUAUGAAUGAAUUAAAUAAAACUUGACAUAUGAUUAGCAAAACCCAUAA